This is a messenger RNA of Chondrus crispus (carragheen), 2478 nucleotides long. RefSeq names its product Sel1-repeat containing protein. The record is from RefSeq and is a predicted model, not a curated record. Bases 1 to 2478 code for a protein of 825 amino acids. NCBI's taxonomy places the organism in Eukaryota, Rhodophyta, Florideophyceae, Gigartinales, Gigartinaceae. The transcript has a single exon. Gene Ontology annotation, molecular function: protein binding.
AUGUGGUCGGGAUGGGAACCGUUUCGAAGCCAGCAAUGCAGAUUUGAGCUAGAAGGGGACAAAGUUCUUGCGAAAUUUGAAGUGAGCAUGCGACACGGUGAUCUCGUUGUUAGAAAGAAGAACAUUACGACAUUGUACACCCAAGCCGUCGGGGAGAGAAGGUUCACGGUGUACGAAGACAAUGACCGCGAGGCCUUACAAGACGGAUGUUUGAUAGUAGGAGAAGCACUGGUUGAUAAGUCGCCAGGUUGCUUGAGCUCAGUCAGGGCUGGAGUAUACGAAGAUGAAGAGUUUGCGAAGAACCUGCCAGCAAAAGGCGAAGAUGUUAUUGGGGAAGAGUUGGGCCAGGUCCAAAGAGACAUUUUUCUGUUGAAGGUUGCUGCACUGGAGCAUGGUGAUAUGAACGCGUUGCAGAGAUGCGUGAAGCUCCUCACCGACUCGAGUGAGGAGAUCACAGAACACAUGAUAUUGACGAACAGGCGACGAGCUGGAGAAUUGGUGCUAGCUUUUUUCCACAGUGUUUCUGUGAGCAGAAAGGGGAGUGGCGGGGUCAAGGGGGGUGGAAGAGAGUUUGAAGCGUUGUUUUCAUUAUUGCAGGAGCUUGUGGAGAAAUCGGCUUUUGACAACUAUGUCGUGGAUGUGGUUCUGGGAUUUCUGAAAUGCGCAGUAGAUCUGAGUAUACCUGAGGAUGUACGAAGCUGCCUCGUAUGGAUGCGAAGGUUGAUAGCAAGAUCACUGAGAUUGGAUAAGUUGGAUUGUCUUUGUCGUAACUUUGAAGAAAUACUUGGAGCGGAACGAGGGCAAGGAGUGGCUAUCCGUCGGAAGCAGUUCUUCAUGGACAGUGAGGUGACCGAGUACGACGUGUGUACUGUUAACAUUUUAGAAAAGACUCUUCUGAAACGCAAGAUUGAGGAGCAUGAUGAUGUCGGGGCGAUGAACAAUCUAGGACUGAUGGUGCAGAAGGGCGCAGAAGGAGUAGAAGCCGAUGCGGUACGCGCAAUGGAUCUGUAUGAGCUUGCAAUAUCGAAAGGCAGGGAUGGCACCGUGAUGCGCAACCUAGGUUGUUUGUUGGAGACCGGAGGGGAGGGGGUCGAGAAGGAUGCGGUACGAGCCAAGGAGUUGUUCGAGCGUGCAAUCAAUGAGCAUGGUCAUGUUGGGGCGAUGAACAAUCUAGGACUGAUGCUGCGUAACGGCGCAGAAGGAGUAGAAGCCGAUGCGGUACGCGCAAUGGAGCUUUAUGAGCUUGCAAUAUCGAAAGGCGAUGACGGCUCUGCGAUGAACAACCUAGGUUGUUUGUUGGAGACCGGAGGGGAGGGGGUCGAGAAGGAUGCGGUACGAGCCAAGGAGUUGUUCGAGCGUGCAAUCAAUGAGCAUGGUCAUGUCGGGGCGAUGAACAAUCUAGGACUGAUGGUGGAGGAGGGCGCAGAAGGAGUAGAAGCCGAUGCGGUACGCGCAAUGGAGCUUUAUGAGCUUGCAAUAUCGAAAGGCAAUGACGGCUCUGCGAUGUACAACCUAGGUUGUUUGUUGGAGACCAGAGGGGAGGGGGUCGAGAAGGAUGCGGUACGAGCCAAGGAGUUGUUCGAGCGAGCAAUCAAUGAGCAUGGUCAUGUCUGGGCGAUGAACGAGCUAGGACUGAUGCUGCAUAAGGGCGCAGAAGGAGUAGAAGCCGAUGUGGUAUGCGCAAUGGAGCUUUAUGAGCUUGCAAUAUCGAAAGGCGAUGACGGCUCUGCAAUGUGCAACCUAGGUCGUUUGUUGGAGACCGGAGGGGAGGGAGUCGAGAAGGAUGCGGUACGAGCCAAGGAGUUGUUCGAGCGCGCAAUCAAUGAGCGUGGUGUUGUCCAGGCGAUGAACAAUCUAGGACUGAUGGUGCAUAACGGGGCAGAAGGAGUAGAAGCCGAUGCGGUACGCGCAAUGGAGCUUUAUGAGCUUACAAUAUCGAAAGGCGAUGACGGCUCUGCGAUGAACAACCUAGGUGGUUUCUUGGAGACCGGAGGGGAGGGGGUCGAGAAGGAUGUGGUACGAGCCAAGGAGUUGUUCGAGCGUGCAAUCAAUGAGCAUGGUCAUGUUUUGGCGAUGAACAAUCUAGGACUGAUGCUGCAUAACGGGGCAGAAGGAGUAGAAGCCGAUGCGGUACGCGCAAUGGAGCUUUAUGAGCUUACAAUAUCGAAAGGCAGGAACGGCAUCGCGAUGUACAACCUAGGCAUCUUGCUGAGAGACGGGGCGGAGGGUUUGGAUUGCAAUUUGGUGCGCGCGGCUGAGCUGUUUGAGAUGGCCAUUGAAGAGAGCAACGAUACAGACGCAAUGGUGGAACUCGGAAAUCUGUUACGCGAUGGAGCGGAAGGAGUCGAGCGGGAUACAGAUCGUGCAUGCAGAUUGUACGAGAGGGCCAUCGAACAGGACAACCAUUCCAAGGCUGUAGAGAAUCUUGCUGCGCUGCGCGAUGCUGAGAUAAAUGAGGUCACAGAAGACGGAGAUUGA